This is a messenger RNA of Penicillium chermesinum, 684 nucleotides long. RefSeq names its product gamma-glutamylcyclotransferase. Bases 1 to 684 code for a protein of 227 amino acids. The record is from RefSeq and is a predicted model, not a curated record. NCBI's taxonomy places the organism in Eukaryota, Fungi, Ascomycota, Eurotiomycetes, Eurotiales, Aspergillaceae. Gene Ontology annotation, molecular function: gamma-glutamylcyclotransferase activity; glutathione specific gamma-glutamylcyclotransferase activity. The transcript is spliced from 3 exons. Gene Ontology annotation, cellular component: cytoplasm. Gene Ontology annotation, biological process: glutathione catabolic process.
AUGGCGGCUAUUCUACAGGGCCAUCAAGUACACCCAGAAGGCCGCACAUGGAAGACACAUUUCCCGAAAGGUGACUUAUGGGUGUUUGGAUAUGGCACGGAUCACCGAGGAACUCCCGAGCAACCAGGCCGAGUCGUCACCGUGAUCGAGCGCAGCUUUUGGGAAACAUUAGAUGACCCGCUCGCACGCGUGGAGAACCAGUCCUCCGCAGAUAAAGUUUGGGGCGUAGCAUACCACAUCCCAGCCUCCCAUGCCGAGGAAGUCCACGACUAUCUUGACGAGCGGGAGAUAGACGGCUACAGCGCUCACUAUACCCCAUUCCAUCCCACGUCCGUAGACGAGAGCCAAGUCCCUGGCACAGCAGGAUAUGGAACACCGAUCAUCUGCAUGGUUUAUAUCGGGCAGCCGACGAAUCCCCAGUUCCUCCGCGAUCCUGCUGAACGUGAACCGCAGAAUGUAGCACAGGUUAUCAGUGCUGGGCAGGGACAGAGCGGGAAGAACGCCGAGUACCUGUUUCUUCUUGAGAAGGCUUUGGAGAGCAUUGGACUUGGAAGCGCAGAUUUACAUGUCACAGAUUUGGUACGGAGGGUGAAGGCAAUCGAGGCCGAUGAGCAGGUAGAGGCGGAUGAACGAGAAGCUGAGAAGGAUGUAAACAGAUAUCUGGAUCCUAGCGAAGGUAGCUAG